Messenger RNA from Tachysurus vachellii, 3435 nucleotides. RefSeq names its product BR serine/threonine kinase 2a (gene brsk2a). Bases 310 to 2517 code for a protein of 735 amino acids. The transcript is spliced from 20 exons. NCBI's taxonomy places the organism in Eukaryota, Metazoa, Chordata, Actinopteri, Siluriformes, Bagridae. Gene Ontology annotation, cellular component: cytoplasm. The record is from RefSeq and is a predicted model, not a curated record. Gene Ontology annotation, molecular function: ATP binding; tau-protein kinase activity; protein serine/threonine kinase activity. Gene Ontology annotation, biological process: protein phosphorylation; microtubule cytoskeleton organization; intracellular signal transduction.
AGAUCAGGCGCGUACGCGAUGCUCCUCGGACCAUAAACACUCCGUUCACCUGCUGCUGCUGAUGCUACUGAGCUACUGCCAAGGAGAUCCGAGCCACAUCGACACACUGAGUUUAUUUCAUAAAACAACAACAACAGCAACAACAAUAUAAACUAUCCAUUAAAGUGGAAGCGCCAGGAGCGCAGAGACGCAGCGGAACCGGGAAUAGGACACUAUCACCACCACCACCACCAUCAUCAUCAUCAUCAUCCGUCUCAACUGAGAUUAAAGAGGAUCACUCUGUCCUCUGUCUCUUUUUAGGAAACAACCAUGUCCUCGUCCGGGAAAGAACACAGUGCCGCCCAGCAUGCCAAUUACGUGGGACCGUACCGCUUGGAGAAAACGCUGGGGAAAGGACAGACAGGUCUGGUGAAGCUGGGAAUCCACUGUGUAACGUGUCAGAAAGUCGCUAUAAAGAUCGUCAACCGAGAGAAACUCAGUGAAUCUGUCUUAAUGAAGGUGGAACGAGAAAUCGCUAUUCUCAAGCUAAUAGAACACCCACACGUUUUAAAGUUGCACGACGUCUACGAAAACAAGAAAUAUUUGUAUUUGGUUCUAGAGCACGUGUCUGGAGGAGAACUGUUUGACUACCUGGUGAAGAAGGGGAGAUUAACACCCAAAGAGGCACGCAAGUUCUUCAGACAGAUCAUCUCUGCUCUGGAUUUCUGUCAUAGUCACUCCAUAUGCCACCGGGACCUGAAGCCAGAGAACCUGCUGCUAGACGAGAAGAACAACAUCAGGAUAGCAGACUUCGGCAUGGCCUCGUUGCAGGUUGGGGACAGCCUCCUGGAAACUAGCUGUGGGUCACCUCACUACGCCUGUCCUGAAGUCAUCCGGGGAGAGAAAUAUGAUGGCAGGAAAGCAGAUGUAUGGAGCUGUGGGGUCAUUCUGUUUGCUCUGCUGGUGGGAGCACUGCCGUUUGAUGAUGAUAAUUUACGAAACUUGUUAGAAAAAGUGAAGCUGGGAGUUUUCCACAUGCCACACUUUAUUCCUCCGGAUUGCCAGAAUCUUCUACGAGGAAUGAUUGAAGUGGAUGCUAGCAAACGGCUUACGUUAGAACAGAUCCAGAAGCACACGUGGUAUAUCGGGGGAAAAAAUGAGCCGGAGCCGGAGCAGCCCGUGCCGAGGAAGGUGGCGAUCCGCAGUCUGCCAUCGGCUGAUGACAUCGAUCCGGACGUACUGGAGAGUAUGCACUCGCUCGGCUGCUUCCGAGACAAGAACAAGCUGAUGAAGGACCUGCUGUCAGAUGAUGACAACCAGGAAAAGAUGAUCUAUUUCCUGUUACUAGACCGGAAGGAGAGGUAUCCAAGUCAUGAAGAUCAGAACCUCCCACCACGCAAUGAUAUAGACCCCCCACGGAAACGCGUGGACUCCCCCAUGCUGAACCGGCACGGGAAGAGGAGACCGGAGCGCAAGUCCAUGGAGGUGCUGAGUGUGACAGACGGAGGGUCACCAGUGCCAGCGCGCAGAGCCAUCGACAUGACACAGCAUGGACAGAGUAAAACAAUGUUCAGUAAAAGCUUGGAAAUCUCUGAUGCCCCUCUCAAGUGCAGCAAAGAGGAAAGGUCACGCUCUAUCAGCGGCGCAUCCUCGGGUCUCUCCACCAGUCCGCUCAGCAGUCCAAGGGUGACCCCUCACCCCUCCCCCAGGGGCAGCCCUCUGCCCACUCCCAAAGGAACACCUGUCCACACGCCGAAGGAGAGCCCUGCGGGAACGCCGACCCCCACGCCACCUCCCAGCCCCUCCAUUGGCGGCAUGCCCUGGAGGACACGUCUCAACUCCAUCAAGAACAGCUUCCUGGGCUCUCCACGCUUCCAUCGCAGGAAACUACAAGUUCCUACUCAAGACGAGAUGUCCACCCUCACACCGGAGUCUUCCCCAGAACUUGCCAAAAAGUCCUGGUUUGGUAAUUUUAUCAACCUGGAGAAGGAGGAGCAGAUCUUCGUGGUGAUCAAGGACAAGCCUCUGAGCUCCAUUAAGGCAGACAUAGUGCAAGCCUUUUUAUCGAUCCCUAGUCUCAGUCACAGUGUGAUUUCCCAGACGAGUUUUCGAGCAGAGUACAAAUCUACGGCAGGUCCUACUGUCUUCCAGAAACCUGUGAAGUUCCAGGUGGACAUCACUUACACAGAGAGCAGCACAGCCACGAAAGAAAAUGGCAUCUACUCCGUCACCUUUACCCUGCUCUCAGGUCCGAGUCGACGCUUUAAGCGGGUGGUGGAGACGAUCCAGACUCAGCUGUUAAGCACACAUGAUCAGCCAGGAGUCCAGCAGCUGGCUGGCAGCCCAUUGAGUAACUUCUUUGACGUAAUUAAACAACUUUUUUCAGACGAGAAGAACAGCCAGGUGUUCCAUCCACCUGGUGCACCCAACAGACCCCCACGGCACGAUCCCGAGCCUAGUGACUCUAAAUGCCUGGUAGGAAAUGCCAGGGACAAUGCCAGGAUGGUGGCCUCUGUUGGGACACAGGAGCAGCCCUAGAAACCUGUAGAAAUAAUGCAGCCGUCCCCACAUACUGACUUACAUCCUGUCAGCAGUCAUGCAACUAAUCUAGACCCUAUAAAUGUUUGUAUGAUGAAAUGACUUUAUAAUGAUGAACAUGUCACGAUAAGCACACACUCUUCCUCCCUCAUGCCAUUUCCUUAGACUUGUCUCCAUUGUCAUCAUCUGUGACAGGCUUUCAUUUUCCUUUGUGUCCACUGUCCUCACUUGUCUGAUGACUUGUUUUUACUACCAGGAAUUAUCCAGAAAAGCUAUUAACACCCCGCUCCCCUGCUCCACCCACGUUCUUUGACGGAGGGCGCUGUUCAUAACGACGAAAACCCAGGCACAUCAUCCUUCAUCUUCACCUUCUUUUACCUCUCUCCAAUAACUUUGUGGUCCUUGAGGAAAACAUACACACCGACACCAACAUCCAGCUCCAUGCUUCACCUUCUCCCCUUCUUCUCCUCUCUUCAUCUGCCCUUACACAAUCCGACGUACAAAGGAACUUUUUUUACGUCUUCAGCUCGCUACACGCACGACAUGUACUACAGAUACAAAUGCAGACAUGCACAACUCUGGGAUGGACUCGCAAAGGACAAAACAAUGUGAGACAUGGAGAAGAAAAAAAAAGACUGAUUGUCCCAACGGGAUAAAACUCAUCACAGAUUGUAUUGUCAUUUUCAGUGAUGACUUAAAUUAGAUGCUCUUGAUCUAGAAGCUCUGCUGCAGAAGGACCUAUAUGCCUAUAUUGCUCCAGUGGGAUUGGGGGUCAUGUAGAAAGGAAUGAGCUGCUGCUUCAGGAGCUUAUCUAAAUGAAUCAUUUCCAUUGUACAGACUCAUGUAUAACAAAAUGCCUAGAUGUGCUACUAAUAUUUCAUUUCGUUGUAGAUUCUGACUGAAAUCUUGUGCUAUCAC